AUGGCUCCUAACAACAGCAAAAAAGCCGCCGCCGAGUGCGUAUCAGACGAUGCCCUCAUCCACCUAAAGAGCUACAAGUACUCGGCCGUCGACAAGUCGCCGAUAUCGCACUACAUUCUAAGGCCAUACUGGAAUACCUUCGUCGAGCUAUUACCGCUAUGGCUCGCACCCAAUAUGGUGACCCUACUGGGUUUCAUGUGCAUCUUGUUCAACAUCGGCCUGCUGGUGGUCAUGAUGCCGGAUCUUGAAGGACCAGCACCACCAUGGGUGUACUACAGCUUCGCCUUCGGGCUCUUCAUGUACCAGACCUUUGACAAUGUCGACGGCAAGCAAGCUCGCCGCACCGGCACCUCGAGCGGCCUCGGAGAACUCUUCGACCACGGUAUCGAUAGCCUCAACUGCACGCUCGCCAGCCUGCUCGAGACGGCGGCCAUGGGUCUGGGGACCUCAAAGGCGGGCGUAUUUACCGCACUUUGCCCGUGUCUACCCAUGUUCUUCUCUACAUGGGAGACCUACCACACCCACACGCUCUACCUCGGCGUCAUCAACGGUCCAACCGAAGGGCUGCUGCUUGCAUGCACCUUCAUGAUUCUCUCCGGAUAUUAUGGCCCGGGCAUCUGGACGGAACCCCUCGCCGACCUCCUGGGCUCACGUGCCUCAAUACUCAGUGCCUUUGGCCUGUCCGACGAGCUGCUCGAGAGCCUCACAAUCCGGGAUCUCUGGGUGACUGUCAUCGUCUUGUCGCUUCUCUUCACUCACAUCCCGUUCUGUAUUUAUCACGUGGUCAAGGCGCGCCGCGCCAAAGGUCUGCCCGUGGCCCCCGUGUUUCUCGAGUGGACGCCCAUGGCCGUCUUCACCCUCUCCACGGGCGCCUGGCUCUACUCGCCCUACUCAACUCUCUGCUCCGAGAACCACCUAGUGCUGUUCUGCAUCAUCAUGAGCUUCGUCUUUGGCCGCAUGACCACCAAGAUGAUCCUCGCCCACCUGACGCGCCAACCCUUCCCGUACUGGACCGUCAUGCUCUGGCCCCUUGUCGGCGGCGCCGUGCUCGCCAACCUACCGCUCAUCGGCCUACCCGCCGUCUCUGCCGAGUUUGAGUACCUGUACCUACUCGGCUACCUCAUCUUUUCCGCCGUCGUUUACUUCCGCUGGGCUUGGCUUGUCACGACGAGCAUCUGCCGUUUCCUGGGCAUCAACUGUCUCACAAUCCCGCACGAGAAGCAGAAGCAGAACAAAGCGGCUUUGAACGGACGCAAGGUGGAUUGA
This is a messenger RNA of Dichotomopilus funicola, 1266 nucleotides long. RefSeq names its product CDP-alcohol phosphatidyltransferase-domain-containing protein. Gene Ontology annotation, molecular function: phosphotransferase activity, for other substituted phosphate groups. The transcript has 4 exons. The record is from RefSeq and is a predicted model, not a curated record. Gene Ontology annotation, biological process: phospholipid biosynthetic process. Bases 1 to 1266 code for a protein of 421 amino acids. Lineage: Eukaryota; Fungi; Ascomycota; Sordariomycetes; Sordariales; Chaetomiaceae. Gene Ontology annotation, cellular component: membrane.